AUGCAGCAACAACAACAACAGCGCCGAAUGUUCACAGCCGCCCUCUUGGCGUUCAUUUUCAUUCUGGCAGCCAUGGGUACUACUGAGGCUGGCAAAAAAGAAAAACCAGAGAAGAAAGUGAAGAAGUCCGACUGUGGCGAGUGGCAGUGGAGCGUGUGUGUACCCACCAGUGGAGAUUGUGGCCUAGGGACCCGCGAGGGCACUCGCACUGGAGCCGAGUGCAAGCAAACUAUGAAGACCCAAAGGUGUAAGAUCCCCUGCAACUGGAAGAAGCAGUUUGGAGCGGAGUGUAAAUACCAGUUCCAGGCCUGGGGAGAAUGCGACCUGAAUACCGCCUUGAAGACUCGAACUGGGAACCUGAAGAGAGCCCUUCACAAUGCUGACUGCCAGAAAAUUGUCACCAUCUCAAAGCCCUGUGGGAAGCUUACCAAACCCAAACCUCAAGCUCAGACAGACAAAAGGCAGGAGGAGAAACAGCAGCCCAGAGAGCUAUUAAUAUUUUUCAUUGUUGUCAUCUUGGCAGAACCCAAGAAGAAGAAAAAGGAAGGCAAGAAACAGGAGAAGAUGCUGGAUUAA
Molecule: messenger RNA, 576 nt
Organism: Emys orbicularis (European pond turtle)
Lineage: Eukaryota; Metazoa; Chordata; Testudines; Emydidae
Gene: PTN
Product: pleiotrophin
Exons: 5
Coding region: 1-576 (191 amino acids)
Cellular component (GO): extracellular region
Molecular function (GO): growth factor activity
Source: RefSeq, a predicted model, not a curated record